This is a messenger RNA of Oryzias latipes (Japanese medaka), 922 nucleotides long. It is a transcript of the gene erp27, whose product is annotated as endoplasmic reticulum protein 27. Gene Ontology annotation, molecular function: protein disulfide isomerase activity. Gene Ontology annotation, cellular component: endoplasmic reticulum. Lineage: Eukaryota; Metazoa; Chordata; Actinopteri; Beloniformes; Adrianichthyidae. The record is from RefSeq and is a predicted model, not a curated record. Gene Ontology annotation, biological process: protein folding; response to endoplasmic reticulum stress.
GAGGUGAAAAGAGCCAACACAGUGUAGAACUAAACAGUCACAGUCUUUUUUGUUUUUUGUGUAUUUAUAUUAGUAAAAAAAAUGCUGUUUUCAAUCUUUCAGGCCUUCUUGAUGACUUUUGCCAUUGCCAGAGGGGAAGAUAAUUCAAUUCUCAAGCUCAAUGACACAAAAGCUGUUGAAGCCUUUGUGGACUCGGCUGAAGUGGUGAUCAUCGGCUUCCUUGAGGGAGAGGAGAGUCACGGGUAUAAAGAACUCGUGGCAGCUUCAAAGAAAGUCGACUCGGUUCCGGCAGCAGUUUGCACCGAGAAGGAAGUGUGGGCUGCAUACAGCGUCUCUUCAGACACCAUCACGCUCUUCAGAAAAGCUGAUGACCAGAAGAAGAACCUCGUUCUUUCUGAGCUCCAGAAGUUAGAUGUCGAUGGCCUGGUGAACUUCAUAGCCACCAAUGAGAUUCGAUACGUCACAGAGUAUAAUCAAGUGACAGCGGUGGGUCUGUUUAAUGCAGAAGUGAGGACACACCUGGUGAUCUUUGCUAACAGAGGCAGUGAAGAAUAUCCCCAGCUUAAGGAGAAACUGGCAACUCUGGCUCCCGAGUUCACAGGGAAGUUUUUAUUUGUGCUAAUUAAUGGAGCUUUGAAGUCCAACUUUAAAGCAAUCAACUACUUUGGCUUGACAACAAAAGACCUCCCACGUGUUGGCAUCUAUGAUGGUGACUCGGACAUGAAGUGGCUCCUUCCUGAGGGAGAGAUUUCCACAGAGCGUGUGCGGGAGUUCUGUCAAUCAUUUCUACGAGGCGACUUAAAGAAUGUGAAGCAGGCUGGACAUGAGCCCAAAAGUGAACUGUAGGACUUUGAAAAGAAAUGUAAAGAAACUUCUAUAUGUAAAACAAAAUGGACAGAAAUAAACGUAAACAUGAACAUUU